Messenger RNA from Guyanagaster necrorhizus, 573 nucleotides. RefSeq names its product dynactin subunit P25. The transcript has 5 exons. The record is from RefSeq and is a predicted model, not a curated record. The coding region runs from base 1 to 573 and encodes 190 amino acids. Gene Ontology annotation, cellular component: dynactin complex. Lineage: Eukaryota; Fungi; Basidiomycota; Agaricomycetes; Agaricales; Physalacriaceae.
AUGGACGGCCCAAUCUACUAUUCCAAAUCGGAAUUCAUUGAAACUGACACUGGAAACAAGGUAUCACGACGAGCGACAAUCGCUGGACCGCAAAAUAUCAUCCUCGGAGGCAAAACCAUCAUCUCUAGCGGGGCUAUCAUACGUGGAGACCUGCGUCGGUCUGGUCCUGGUCAUGCCGUCGUUAUCUCGCUGGGUAGAUAUUGCUUGGUAGGAGAAGGUUGCGUGAUGCGACCUCCAUACAAGACUUAUCGCGGCGCUUUUAACUAUUACCCCAUGAAGAUUGGAGACUAUGUUCACAUAGGCGCCAACACCGUCGUCGAAGCUGCAACCAUAGGGAAUCACGUCGAGAUUGGGAAAAACUGUGUGAUUGGAAAAUUUACUAUUAUUAAAGACUGCGCAAAGGUUGCGGAUAAUACCAUUGUUCCCGCUAACACAGUGAUCCCGGCUAUGGCUCUGUUUUCUGGGUCUCCCGCUCAUUUUGUAGAAGACCUGCCAGAAUCCACACAAGAAACUAUGGAGAAUCAGACCAAGCAGUAUUACACUCGAUUUCAGCCGGCAGACCAGCAUCGAUGA